Molecule: messenger RNA, 1509 nt
Organism: Thyridium curvatum
Lineage: Eukaryota; Fungi; Ascomycota; Sordariomycetes; Thyridiales; Thyridiaceae
Exons: 4
Coding region: 1-1509 (502 amino acids)
Source: RefSeq, a predicted model, not a curated record
AUGAGGAGAGUUAGACUGUACGGCUGGAAUUUGAACAUCCUCGGCCCUUCCCUCCUCGACCUCCCCAGCGCCACCGUCCGCAACCAGAUGCUUAACCCGGACGGGCCGGGCUACAAGCUGCUGGCCUUCGAGGGCGACGCCUUCACCAGCAACCGCCAGGCCGUCGCCAAUCUCGCCACGGCCAGGAAGAUCCGCGAGUUCGCCACCGCCGGCCUGCCGAUCCUCGUCGUGGGGAACUGGUCCUCAGUCUCGGCCUACGGCCGCGGCGAGGCCGCGCACAGCGCCGAGAUCACGUCGCUCUUCGCCGACAUCCUCGGCCGGCCCAACGUCGCCAAUGUCGCCGCGCGCGACGACAUCGGCGCCGGCGGCGCGCAGCAGCAGCAACAGCAGCUCGUCAGCCACCACCGCGCCGACGGCGACCUCGACCACUUCCUGCUCGUCGCGGCGCACCCGGCCACCUACGCCGUGUCGGCAAAGGCUAGGGUCCACGCCGUCGAGGCCGACGUCGUGCUGCCCCGGCGGUCGAGGCGCGGGGUGCCCCUGCUCACGGACCUCUGGACGGGGCAGAUGACGCCCCUGGGCCAGUACACCGAGGCCGCCGUCAUCACCGUCGCGCCCCUGGCCGAGGUGCCGGUGCACGCCGUCGCCUCGGACGCGCAGCUCGUGCGACGCCGCGACGGCGGCGGAGGCUGCGGGCUGUACAUGCGCGCCAACGCGACGGGCACGUACACGGCCGAGCUCAGCGACGGCAGGACGGUCAUCGAGACGAUCCGCCACGUGCCGAGGGGUUUCGAGAUCAAGGGUUGGACGCUGGCGGUGCAGAGCUGGGAGCCCACGGAGGAUAUGUCCUCGCACGAGCCGGGGUUCGUCGCACACGAGCUCGGCCCGCUCGACGCGCUGCGGCCCUGGACGAGCUACCCGGAGCCGGGCGACGUGUCGGGCGUGGGCACGUACAACGCGAGCUUCACGCUCGGCGGGGAGGAGGGCGGCGGCGGCUGGGCUUGGUCGGCCCAGGCCGGCGCGACGCACCUUCACGGGCUCGUUCCGCGUGGUGGUCAACGGUCGGCGGCUGCCGGCUGUGGACCAGCUGGACACCGAGUUCGACAUCGGCGGGUACGUGCACAAGGGCCGCAACACGAUCAGCAUCGAGGUCGCGACGCCGCUGCUCAACCGGAUGCGGGUGGCGGACCCGGACGUCAACGGGGUGGCCAAGACGCAGGACUACGGGCUGGUGUCACAAGGAGGAGUACCUUCAGGAGGGGAGGAUUGCCCCUGGAGAACAUUCUCUACGACUCGGCAUUUGAUGACCGUGCCAAGUAUAAUUACGAAGUACGUGAUUUGUUUGGACAGUACGAGACUGGCGCGUUUCGAAGACGCGAAACCUUACAAGAAAGGCAAGGCAAACCGAGCAAGACUGUUUGUGAACAGUGUCAAGGUUCCGUUAACUCCCGGACGAAAGCAGACUACACAGUUGAUGGCGUUCGAGAUGGUGUGCACCAACUUGUUUAG